Messenger RNA from Girardinichthys multiradiatus, 5906 nucleotides. It is a transcript of the gene atp8a1, whose product is annotated as ATPase phospholipid transporting 8A1. Gene Ontology annotation, molecular function: ATP binding; ATP hydrolysis activity; ATPase-coupled intramembrane lipid carrier activity. Gene Ontology annotation, cellular component: plasma membrane. Gene Ontology annotation, biological process: phospholipid translocation. NCBI's taxonomy places the organism in Eukaryota, Metazoa, Chordata, Actinopteri, Cyprinodontiformes, Goodeidae. The transcript is spliced from 37 exons. The record is from RefSeq and is a predicted model, not a curated record. The coding region runs from base 110 to 3643 and encodes 1177 amino acids.
UUCCUUUUUUAGCAACACUAGUGAAUUUGGUAUUUUCUUCCAUGGAGCUCUGCUUCUACUCUGAGAUGUAGCGCCGCUUUUGUAAUCACAAAUCUAAUGAGCACUUCCUAUGGAAAAUCAUGCAAGACAUUUUUUUAUCAGCCAGAGGAAGUUGGCAAAGUCACCACCGCAAGCCACAAAUGAUGUUGAGGAACAAGGAUAUGAAAAGACAGAGGACACAUCAGAGAAGACGUCAUUGGCUGACCAGGAGGACGCCCGGCUUAUACACCUCAAUCAGAAGCAGUUCACAAAGUUUUGCAGCAAUCGUGUCAGCACGGCCAAAUAUAACGUUCUCACCUUUCUCCCUCGGUUCCUCUACUCGCAGUUCAGGAGGGCAGCCAACUCCUUCUUUCUCUUCAUUGCACUCCUGCAGCAAAUCCCAGAUGUGUCCCCCACUGGUCGCUGGACCACACUGGUGCCGCUACUCUUUAUCCUGGUGGUAGCUGCUGUCAAGGAAAUCAUUGAAGAUCUGAAACGCCAUAAAGCUGACAAUGUUGUCAACAAAAAGGAAUGUCAAGUUUUAAGGAAUGGCGCCUGGGAGAUUGUGCACUGGGAGAAGGUGGCUGUUGGGGAAGUAGUCAGAGCUGCAAACGGAGAUCAUCUCCCGGCUGACCUCGUCAUUCUGUCAUCCAGUGAACCACAGAGUAUGUGCUACAUUGAAACAUCUAAUUUGGACGGGGAAACGAACCUUAAAAUCAGACAGGGUCUCCAAGUGACUGCAGACAUAAAGGACAUUGAAAACCUGAUGCGGCUGUCGGGGCGGAUGGAAUGUGAAAGCCCAAACCGACAUCUGUACGAGUUUAUUGGAAACAUCCGCCUGGAUGGGCACAGCACGGUUCCUCUGGGUCCAGACCAGAUCUUAUUAAGAGGGGCCCAGCUGAGGAAUACACAGUGGGUCCAUGGUGUGGUUGUCUACACAGGACAUGACACUAAACUCAUGCAGAAUUCAACACGUCCUCCCCUGAAGCUCUCCAAUGUGGAGCGGAUCACCAACUUUCAGAUCCUCGUGCUUUUCGGCUGUCUGCUGGCCAUCUCCCUCAUCUGCUCCAUCGGUCAAACCAUCUGGAAGUACCAGUACGGCGAUGACGCCUGGUACAUGGAUCUCAACUAUGGCGGGGCUGCAAACUUUGGCCUCAACUUCCUCACCUUUAUUAUCCUUUUCAACAACCUGAUACCAAUAAGUCUGCUGGUCACACUGGAGGUUAUCAAAUUCAUACAAGCCUUUUUCAUCAACUGGGACACCGACAUGCUGUAUGAGCCCACGAACACGCCGGCUAUGGCCCGCACCUCCAAUCUGAAUGAGGAAUUAGGCCAGGUGAAAUACAUUUUCUCUGACAAGACAGGAACACUGACCUGUAAUGUGAUGCAGUUUAAGAAGUGCACCAUCGCCGGUGUGGCCUAUGGCAAUGUCCCUGAAGCUGAGGAGGGUAGUUUUGCAGAAGAAGACUGGCACAGCACACACUCAUCAGAGGAGGCUGGAUUUAAUGACCAGAGCUUAAUGGAAAACGUUCAAAGCAAUCACCCUACAGCUGCUGUUAUCCUGGAGUUCAUGACCAUGAUGGCCAUCUGUCACACUGCAGUCCCUGAGCGCACGGAUGGGAAAAUCAUCUACCAAGCAGCAUCUCCAGAUGAAGGAGCCCUGGUGAGAGCAGCCCGAAACCUCGGCUUUGUGUUUUCUGGACGAACCCCUGACAGCGUGAUUGUGGAAAUACUUGAAAGCGAAGAAAAAUAUGAACUGCUUCACGUGCUGGAGUUUACAAGCACAAGGAAGAGGAUGUCGGUCAUCAUGCGCACCCCAUCUGGAAAGAUUCGCCUCUACUGCAAAGGAGCUGACUCCGUAAUCUAUGACCGUCUGGCAGACAGCUCAAGGUACAAAGAGAUCACAUUAAAGCACCUGGAGCAGUUUGCCACUGAGGGCCUGCGCACUCUGUGCUUUGCAGUGGCAGACAUCAGCGAGUCGUCUUACCAGCACUGGCAGGAGCUCCACCACCGAGCCAGCACCUCCAUUCAGAACAGAGCCCUGAAACUAGAGGAGAGCUACGAACUGAUAGAGAAGAACCUGCAGCUCCUGGGGGCCACAGCAAUAGAAGACAAGCUCCAAGAUAAGGUACCCGAAACUAUUGAGACUCUAAUGAAGGCUGACAUUAAGAUCUGGAUCCUGACAGGGGACAAACAGGAAACAGCCAUCAAUAUUGGACAUUCCUGCAAACUCCUCACAAAGAACAUGGGCUUGCUUGUUAUUAAUGAAGACAGUCUGAAUGCAACAAGGGAAAUGCUUAGCCACCACUGUGGAUUGCUGGGAGAAGCCAUCUACAAGGAAAAUGACUUUGCCCUCAUCAUUGAUGGAAAGACUCUUAAAUACGCUCUUACGUUCGGAGUGCGGCAGUACUUUCUGGACCUGGCCUUGUCCUGUAAAGCAGUCAUUUGUUGCAGGGUUUCUCCUCUUCAGAAGUCAGAGGUGGUUGAAAUGGUGAAGAAACAAGUGAAGGUGAUCACAUUGGCCAUCGGGGACGGAGCCAACGAUGUAGGAAUGAUCCAGACAGCUCAUGUCGGUGUGGGAAUCUCUGGCAACGAGGGUUUGCAGGCAGCAAACUCCUCCGACUACUCUAUUGCCCAGUUCAAAUACUUGAAGAAUCUGCUGCUCGUCCAUGGUGCUUGGAAUUACAACCGUGUAGCCAAAUGCAUCCUCUACUGUUUCUACAAGAACAUUGUUCUCUACAUUAUUGAGAUCUGGUUUGCAUUCGUCAAUGGUUUCUCUGGACAGAUUCUCUUUGAACGCUGGUGUAUCGGCCUCUAUAAUGUGCUCUUCACUGCCUUACCUCCUCUUACCUUGGGGAUAUUUGAGCGCUCCUGUAGGAAAGAAAAUAUGCUGAAAUACCCAGAACUCUACAAAACCUCCCAGAAUGCAAUGGGUUUUAACACCAAGGUCUUCUGGGCCCAUUGUCUGAACGGCCUCUUCCACUCCGUCAUCCUCUUCUGGUUCCCCCUGAAAGCCUUCCAGCAUGAUACAGUGUUUGGCAGUGGAAAAACUCCAGACUAUCUCCUCUUAGGAAAUAUGGUAUACACAUUUGUCGUCAUCACAGUUUGUCUUAAAGCCGGUCUGGAGACUUCAUCCUGGACCAUGUUCAGUCACAUUGCCAUUUGGGGAAGCAUCGGCCUGUGGGUGGUGUUUUUCAUCAUCUACUCCUCCCUGUGGCCCCUCAUUACCCUGGCACCCGACAUGUCCGGAGAGGCGAAAAUGAUGUUCAGCUCAGGAGUCUUCUGGAUGGGCCUGUUCUUCAUCCCGGUGACUUCGCUGAUCUUCGACGUGGCCUACAAAGCUGUGAAGAAGGCGUGUUUCAAAACCCUGGUGGAUGAGGUGCAAGAGCUGGAGGCUUUAUCCAAGGACCCUGGAGCAGUAGUGCAUGGAAAGAGUUUGACGGAGAGGGCCCAGCUCCUGAAGAACGUCUUCAAGAAGAGCACGGUCCCGCUGUACCGCUCCGAAUCCAUGCAGCAGAACCUUCUCCACGGCUACGCCUUUUCUCAAGACGAGAACGGAGUGGUGUCUCAGUCUGAGGUCAUCAGAGCGUACGACACCACCAAACAGAGGACCAACGAGUGGUGAGCCGCCGCCCUUCUUGUUCCCAGCCGGACCGUUUGGAGCCACAGCUGCCGUCAUCCGCCGGGGAUAUUUAACAGAAAGAGGCGGUGGUGGGAGUGUAAACUUCCAGCACUGAAGGAAAACUAUGGACUAAUAGAUGAACUGAGGAACAAUGAAAACUCUUUGAAAAUUGUGGAAGAAAAAAAAAAAACACAAGGCAGGAGACCAACUGUGUUCACUAUCAGCUGUGUUUGUGUGUCCAGCAGAAUUGAUGAGCACUGUGCGUUUUUUGGUCUGAAGUUCUUCACUGUUCUCGCUCAGUUUUGUCAGAGCGAACUUCUUCUUCCUUCCUUUUGAAUGAAAGCUUUUUAGCACUGAGCCACAAAGCCUAAAAUCAUUGUAAUAAACCACACCUAAACACUGUUAGUACAGAGGUAAAACCACAGGACAGCGGGCAGUUCAGACGAAUCAAACUUGUAAAAGAUUGCCAAAGAGCAGUCGUGUAUACAAUCGUCCAAGUACUAGUGAAUUUGGACAAUUUUAUACCAAACGCAGAUAAAUGUUCUCCAGACCACUUCAGAGCAAAUGUUUGUAAUGUUUUCAUUUCUUUUUGCACUUAAGUGAGCAUUUCGUGUGACGCCUUACAUCUGCUCAUGCCUUCGUCCCUGUUUGUUAUUUUAGCUCGCGCUUAUUUAGGUUUUUAGUUUCAGCUUUUAAACAUGUAGAUACCGUGCCUGGUCUUUUAAUUGUUUUAGAUUUUUAUUUUAAAGCUGACAGUACUCCUGUUUCCUCCUCUUUUAACAGCCGGAGCUUGGCUCUCGACCUAGAAUCGCAUUCCACACAUCACUCCUGUCUCAACAAUCACGGCGGUGCCUACCUGAAACUUUUCCCUCUUAGAAGAAGAAGAUUGCCAAGAAUAAUUUAGUGCUACUUGGAAGCUCUCUCUCACACACUCAAAUAAAGACAAGACCACUGUCUGAACUCCACAGUAUUGCACUCCUGCAGUGUUAAAAACUGCUCCUUCAGAAUUGAGCUGAAGGUAAGCUCACAAUAGUGGUAGUGUUUCCCAUAAAAAUGCAGAUUUUAUCCCUUCUAACAUAAGUGCCAUUAGCUUAAGGGAGAGAAAUAUUAGCCAGGAAACUCCACGACAGUAUCAAAACUACUUUGUCUCUGUAGUUCUUUUGUGAAUUUGUAUUUUUAUAUUGGAGAUCUACGACUUUUGCAUUGAUUGGCUUUGUAAUGAAUCGUCUGUAUCUUUUAAUUUUUGGCAGAGUAGAAUAGAUCUGAUGUGGAAACUGAGCUUUCUUCAAUGUCUCGUUAUUAUUAAUAUGAAUAUUAUUAGUCCAGCUUGUUUUAUUUAUAUUCGACUGAUCAGUGUCUGUGUGAUUGCUUUCUUCUCCCUAUGGGAGAUCAGAUUUCUGACUGUGCGUGUCACUUCAUAGCCUGCAUGUGCAUGUGCUGUAUGUGUGUGUGAGUGGACUGCAUGUAUGUGUCCUCUGUGAGACUGGGAGUCCUGUUGUGUUUCUUUUAUUAUCUCUGUGUGUGUGUGUGUGUGUUGAUGCUCGCUCCAGUUGUCCUUCUGCACGACUUCAGGUAUAGUUCUAAUUUAUAUAUGUGUGUGCUGCUGCAUGGCCCAUACAGAGGAGUGAGUGAGUCUGUGUGCAGGAUGACUGUGAGAGGCUGUGUGUGUGUGUGUGUGUGAGUUUCAGUUCGCAUUUACACAAAGUGUUGCACAAUACACUAAAUGUACCAUUCCACCAGUUGUUAAUAUGAUCUAGUUUCUAAUUUCUAAACAGUGUGUAUGUUUCUAACUUGUUUUUCUUCAUACAACGUACCUCUGCUCUACAGGAAUGCUCUUUUGUGUUUUGAGUUUCAGAUACUUUUCAUGUUUUCUGCUCGUUAAUAGCGUAAAAACUGGUUGUUGGAAUUUUCCAAGCAGCUGAAUGUGGAUGUCGUCGUGGUGGAAGGCUUGGACUUUCGCUUUUUCUUUUCUGCCUAGAACAUAAAACGUUGUCUGUGAAGGUCGUGGGCUGCAUGAAUGGAUAACACAAACUGUUCUCUGACAUGUUAACUGUACUACUCUGGAUCUCCCUCGAGUGUUGAUCACUUUGCAAAAGAUGAUUAAAAAUGCACCUUUAAAUUGUUCUUUUUAAUGUCCGAUUCAGUUCUGUUCUUUUGUUCAAUGAUUGUUCUGCAUGUUGGGACUGCAAACCUAAUAAGUGUUGUCUUUUACUGCCAUGAAGGACUACUGAAAUAAACUCUACAAUCAUGGAGGAACAGUGCAAAA